Messenger RNA from Planococcus citri (citrus mealybug), 1542 nucleotides. RefSeq lists its product as uncharacterized. Gene Ontology annotation, molecular function: aspartic-type endopeptidase activity. The transcript is spliced from 8 exons. The record is from RefSeq and is a predicted model, not a curated record. Bases 95 to 1285 code for a protein of 396 amino acids. Lineage: Eukaryota; Metazoa; Arthropoda; Insecta; Hemiptera; Pseudococcidae. Gene Ontology annotation, biological process: proteolysis.
AGAGUUUUUAAAAGUGAAUUAACGAAUCAACAUAGUCAGUAUACAUUUGUGUCUUAUACUGUUUGACUUACGUUAGUGUAAAAAAUUAAUCGCGAUGAUGAAGUUACUCGUAACAUACGCGUCUUUACAGUGUAUAUUUUUGAUAGAGACGUACCACGCUAGGCAUGUUACUGCUCCGGAAGAAAAUGGCAUCAGGAUCCCGCUGACAAGAAUUUCUCCAACGAAAGAAGAAGAAGUGAACUCAACAGUCGCAUUCAGAUCGAGCAAUGGAUUAACCGAAAUCCACAUUCCGCUCAGUAGCUACAGAUCUGAACUUGGAUAUUAUGGAAAUAUUUCAAUUGGAACGCCACCUCAGAAGAUGAAAAUUAUGUUUGGUACAGGAUGGCAUCACCUAUGGGUCCAUUCAAGUCUUUGUAAUCAUGCGGAAUGUCAUCCACAAAAGCAUAAUCGAUAUGAUCGUUUUUCCUCAAAAACGUUCCAAAAGUAUGGAGAAUCUGCUGAAUCCAUUAUCACGGGUCCUUUAGGAACGCUAAUCGGGUCUUGGUCUAGUGACAUAAUUACAAUAGAAGGCGUCCAAGUGAAAAAUCAAAGCUUCCUCUCAGCCUACUCCAUGGAAGAGAAAAUCGGGAGUAGAACAAACGAUGGGUUCAUGGGAUUAAAUUACAAACCAGAAAGGGAUUCUGUCAACAUAAUAUCAAAAUUUUGUGAACUAAAAGGAAUGAACGACAGUACAUUCUCAUUUUAUUUAACCAAGAAUGUUACGGAAAUGAAAGGUGGCGAGUUAAUGCUAUGCGGUUCAGAUAGAUCCAAGUACCAAGGAAAACUAAAUUAUAUAAGUGAAGUGGAAAGUUCCCUCGGCCACUCAUGGACCAUACCGAUUGAGAAAAUUUCAGUUACGAGUGAUUACGGCGGUAAAAAAUCCACAGAAAUCAUCGCCGCGAAUAUUGCAGCCAUUGUUGACACCGGUACGUCGUCGGUUCAUGGGAAAAAAGACCACUUCAAUGCAUUUUUCAGACAAUUGGAGCCAUUCUUCUCGAUCGACGACUUUCUCUCAAACCUGCACAGGCUGCCAAACGUAACGUUUAGGAUUGGCGGCGAAGAUUAUGUAAUCACAGGACCAGAUUAUAUGGUACGAUUAGGGCACACGGUCAUGCUCGGUAUAACUGAAACGGAUACGCCAUUUUCCGAUGAAUGGGUUUUAGGAGAAGUUUUUCUCCGGAACUACUAUUCGGUGUUCGAUAUGGAGAGACGUCGAAUAGGAUUAGCCAAAAGCGUGCAGACUUGAAUGAAUAUAUUUUCCAAUCGCUUCAGUUGUCAAUCACUUCGUUGAAAAGUAUCUUCUAAUAGUACACAAUAAAUCUUGAAUCGAUUCUAGUGAAUAAUUUAGGAUGUAAGGUAUUUUUAGACUUUGUAAUUUAUAGGUUAAUGUACAUAUUAGAUACAUAUUAUUUAUUUGUAAUCUUUUAUACAUUGGUGUGGUAGUCGUUCUGAAAACCAUAUCCUUGUUUUGUCUCAUCACAAUAAACCAUGAGUACUUGAUCA